CUUUCAUUGGUCCGCGCUAGAGCGGCGUUAGAUUUAAUGCGUCACUGCGAAGGGGGAGUACGGCAGGAACAGGCAUCCGUUUGGACAGACAGGGCUGUUCAUCUCCGCUUGUAGAUAGAUAAUGGAUCUCGAAAAUGACCCACAGGAAGAGGAAACUUUCAGCAACAAAGAGAGUAAUGGUAAGCGUUCCGCUGAGGAUAUGGAGGAGGACAAGCCUCAUAAGCGCUCCCGAAGUUCUGACGACAUGGUGGAGCUUCGGAUUCUGCUACAGAGCAAAAAUGCCGGAGCGGUGAUCGGAAAGGGUGGGAAGAAUAUUAAAGCUCUGCGCACAGAUUAUCGCUUCUCUUCUCUCUUCUCGUGGAAUGCAAUUCAUUACUUUGACAGAAUCCUAAGCGUCAGUGCCGAUAUUCCCACGGUGGCUGAGAUAUUACUGAAGGUCAUACCUACUCUGGAAGAGUAUCAACAUCAUAAUGGUGUGGACUUUGACUGUGAACUGAGGAUGCUCAUCCAUCAGAGUCUAGCUGGGAGCAUCAUUGGAGUGAAGGGUGCCAAGAUUAAGGAACUUCGUGAAAGCACCCAGACCACCAUCAAGCUCUUUCAGGAGUGCUGUCCUCAGUCCACUGACCGCGUGGUGCUCGUGGGGGGCAAAGCGGAGCAGGUUGUGGAGUGCAUUAAGACCAUGCUGGAGCUCAUUGUGGAGGCUCCCAUUAAAGGUCGAGCUCAGCAGUACGACCCUAACUUUUACGAUGAGACAUAUGACUAUGGCGGCUUCAGUGUGAUGCAUGAAGAUCGGGGCCGUCGGCCUAUGGGCGGCUUCUCCUCGAGGGGGCGUGGCAGCGGCGGUGGCUUUGAUCGGACGCCCCCCAGCGGAGGCCGUGGCGGCCACCACAUGCAGAACAGGAGAGACUAUGAUGACAUGAGCCCACGCAGGGGCCCCCCUCCUUCCCAGAGAGGGGGAAGAGGAGGGAGUCGUCCUCCACGAAACAUGCCCAUGGGACAGCCACACCACAGGAGAAGUGAUGAUCAGUACUCCUACAGAUCUCAGCGUGGCCACAUGGAUGAACGGCGGCAUGGGGAAAGACGAGGGCGCAACGAUCGUUAUGGAGGCAGCAUGAAUGAUGGAUACGACAACAAUUCAUCUUGGAAUUCCUCUUAUCAGUCUGGUGGAAGGAGCAGUUACAGUGAAGAUCCUGUGAUCACCACACAAGUGACGAUUCCUAAAGAUCUGGCGGGAUCCAUCAUCGGUAAAGGCGGUCAGAGGAUCAAGCAGAUUCGUCAUGAGUCCGGAGCCUCAAUCAAAAUCGACGAGCCCCUGCAGGGUUCUGAGGACCGCAUCAUCACCAUCACCGGAACCCAAGACCAGAUCCAGAACGCUCAGUACCUGUUACAGAACAGUGCUCUGCACCUCUUGGGACGGCAGAACUGACCAGCCCACCUUUCUCAGGAUGUCCAUCCAGCUGCAGCUCAAGUCCUGUCCACACGUGAUGGCCUGACACCUGACGCGUCCGUCUGUCCCCUUCAUAGGAAUGAAUCAUAGAAUCGAACCAGCCCGAGCCCUCUGGGUGUCCUUGAUUGUGGAUUUUGUGGGGUUGUUCGUUUUUUUUUUUUUUUGCUUUGUUUUUAUAAAUAUUAAUUUUAUAUGGGCCAACUGUCACUUCACAGAAAUCUUGGACGAGCAGAUAACUGCUGUUCAACAGGACAUUGUUGUUGUUUUUUGAGUUCUGAUACUCUUCCACUAUUCCAAACUCUUGAUCCAGAAUGUACACAGUCACAUAACAAUUAUUAUUUACAUUUUUUUUUUUUUUUACACCUUGUUUUUCUGAGCAUUCUAAAAUGGCAUUAGAUAGAGAAUGGAAUGUAAAUAUCCAAUGAUACUAUGGAAAAUGAUUACUAUGAUUAAUCUCUGUUCCAUGUGUGUAAUGUUUUACCCUCAGAAAUACAGAUCAUAUUUUCACCAGGUACUUUUUUUGUAUUGCUUUUCCUCCUGUCUGUUGCUUGGUUUUUAAAAUCUAGUGUUGGAAAAAAAAAAAGUUUGCUCUACCUCUGGAAUUUUUUGUAGGUCUGCCAUCCUUAAAGUAGGCCCUCAAUCGUGUUGUUUUUUUUGUUUUUUUUUUAAAGAAGAGAAGAAAAAAGUGGAUUUGAAGUUUUAGACUAUAUUUGUGUUAGAGCAGGACAAUAAUUCUCACGCUCCUAUUCUUUGUUUUAUUUUUCUUAUCUUUAUUUUUUUACUCUAAUUGUCUCUAAAGUUCUCCAACCAGGCACAUUUGUAGAGUUUGUCAUUUGUCUGAAAUAAAGGAAUUGCCAUUUU
Sinocyclocheilus anshuiensis is the source of this 2308-nucleotide messenger RNA. Its product is annotated as heterogeneous nuclear ribonucleoprotein K. The coding region runs from base 122 to 1426 and encodes 434 amino acids. Gene Ontology annotation, molecular function: RNA binding. The transcript has 15 exons. NCBI's taxonomy places the organism in Eukaryota, Metazoa, Chordata, Actinopteri, Cypriniformes, Cyprinidae. The record is from RefSeq and is a predicted model, not a curated record.